Prorocentrum cordatum is the source of this 4049-nucleotide messenger RNA. NCBI's taxonomy places the organism in Eukaryota, Dinophyceae, Prorocentrales, Prorocentraceae. The record is from the annotation of a GenBank genome assembly.
AGCCUGGCCCAAGCGCGUCGAGCUGUGCAGCGGUGGCGGACACCUGCUGGCUAUCGCUGACACCGUUGGAGGCAGCCUCCUCCUUGAUGUGCAGGCGGUGUGCAGCAGCUUUGGGGAGCGUUUCUGCGGUUGCCGAGGCGAUAGCUUUCUAUGCAGGCUGCGGCCACAGCACCCAGCGCCGAGCUCUGGCGAUGGGUGCAGGCCAGCCCUGCAGUGCACCUGGUCAGCCGGCGCCUUCCCAGCAUCGCUGCGCCCUCGUGCCCGAAUGGCCUGGUGCUGCACGACGCAGUGCUCGCGAGGAGCUACCUGCGUGGCCGCUCGGAGGAGGCCGCCUUCCUGGAGGACGCGGCCCUUGCUCGGCACCUGCGCCGCGGGCUGAGCUUCGUGGAGCCCCUGGGCGCAGCCGCGGGCGCCAGCGCCGCGUGGAGCGGCGACGGUGCGACGCUCGUCCGCCGUGGCCUGCCGAAGUUCUUCGACCUGGACACCGACGCCCUGGGCGCGGCACUGCGGGCCUCCCCGCGGCCAGCGCCCGCGCCAGAGCCUGGCGGCGGCGCCGCGGCCUCCAGCGGCGGGCUGCGCGGCCGCGGCGCCCCGGCGGCGGCGCUGGCGGAGCGGCUGCUGCAGAGCUCGCGCACGGGGCGGGGCACGCGUGUCCUGAAGCUUAGCAAGGCCAACGGCGAGAACGCCCAGUCCUUCUUCGCGCCGGCACAGCAGUGGGUGCUCUGCUCCAAGAAUGUCGCGCUCCUGGCUGGUGUCCGGGCGGACAUCUCGUCGCCACAGUGGUCGGAGCACCGGUACCGCUUCGCCCGCACCGUCGCAGAGCUGUGGUUCGACCAGCUCGACCCUCUCGCAGAGGAGAGGAGGAGCUCGCUCAGAGAGGCCCUCUCGUCGCGGACGCUGGUGGGCGAACUGGUCGGCGGCAGUGCGCACUUGGUGGACUACGCGGGUCUGCGGACGAUCAUCUGGUUCGCUAUUGUCCCGCAUCAUGGCGACGAGGCCUGCUGGCCUCCGAGCAGGAGUCUGGCUUUCCUUGGGGAGAGUGGGCUGCCAGUGGUGUCGAUGGAGCUGGCAGGGCCCUCGGCCAGCUGCCCUGGUGAGGCCCUGGAGACCCUCUGUCGCAUGGCCAGGGCAACCGCCGCGGGCUCGGUCAAGGAGGACGGGGAGGGCUAUGUGGUCUACGUCGUCGCGGAGGGAGAGUCGACGUCGGACGGGUCGGGUCGAGCUGCCUCGGAGGCGGAGGUCAUCUGGAUCGGCAAGCUGAAGACGAUCGAGUACCGUCUUCUGCGGAAACUUCGUGAGAAGGCGAAGCGCUUCGCACGGGGCGGCGGCUCCAUCACGGUGGACCGAGUAGUCUCCGAGUACGCCGCAGAGGUGCGUGGCUGGGCCCUGGACGAGCAGCAGGCGGAGGCGCACCGACUGAGGCUGGGGCGCCUGUGCCGCUACAUCUUCGCCGAGGACUUGCCUCCAGACGUGGUAGACGAGACGUUCCUGGACACGCUGGCGAGUGCCGAUCAACACGAGGGCGUGGAGGAGCCCAGGCCGGUUGCCCCUGCGCUUUGCAUCCUGUCGCCGCCGCUGCUGGUGGGGCAGGAGCUGCUGGGGCGGCUGCGCGGGAUGCUCCGCGGCGGACACGCCGAGCCCGGGGGCGAGGAUCUCUGCCCCGACACCGUGGCGGCAACCGGCGGAGCGUCUGCCGCGUGGCACCGCGCCGCGGCAGGGCACCUGCCGAUCUACCUGGGCGCGGUGCCCUCCGCGGUCGAGCAGUGCUGCAGCCUGGGGCCGACGGAUGACCCGCCAGGGGCGCCCGCAGGCAAGCGGCGCAAGGUGGCCGCGGGGGAGAGGCAGGCGCUCAGCGCGUGCCGGGCGGCGGAGCAGCUGAGGGACAGGUGCCUCUUCGUGCUGUGGGGCUGGUCGGAGCAGGGCUGCGGGCGCAGCCUGGAGCUCGCCUCGGGGCCGGCGGCGGGCGGCGCUGGCUCCCAUGGCGGCGGCCUCGUGGGCGAGGGCGCGCGCUUUCGGCGGCAGCGCUCGCCGGCCCGGCGAGCGCUGCUCGCGAAAUGGCGGGCUCACUCUGGGCGCCUUCUGGCGGCGCUGCCGCGCCCCUCGGCGCUGUGGCUCCCUCAAGCGCCCGCGCUCGAUGAUCGCCGCGCCCUGUCGACGAUAGCCGAGAGCUACCGGGCGCUGCAGGCCGUGGCGACCGAGGGGCCUCGUGCCGUCGUGGUCGCCGCGCUGCCCGUCGGCCUGCCCGGCAUGGGCAAGAGCUCGCUAAUGUCGCGGCUGCACCGGCUGUGCGGGAGCUCCGCGCGGGUGCUGUUCCAGCAGGGCCUCAGGGCGACGGCGGGCCUCAGGGACGCGCCCGCUGCCACGGUGCAGAUUCCUCGGCUUGCGGCCGUCUCCCUGCUCUCCAGCGACGGGUUCACGGCGGCGGAGAUGAGAGCCUGCGGGGUCUCCCCCGAGAGCUGCACGCCCGAGGAGCUGAACUCCUGCCGCCGCCGGGGCGCGGAGCGGUACCGAGCCAGCAUCGAGGAGUUCUUGCGCUUCGCCAAGGACGACAGCACCGCUCUUGCCGAGGCGGGCGAGAGACCCAGCGUGCCACCCGUUUACCUGCUGCUGCUCGACAAGAACUACCCGCCAGCAGCCCUGCGCCGUGAGGUGGAGGUGCUGUCUGGCCUGGCUCCCCCAGGCCUGGCGCUGCGGCUGCGGGGGCUCCUGCUGGGGGCCGAACCGCGCUGCGUCCCGUCCGCGGAGGACCCACUUGUUCUCGAGGAGGAGCGGGAGUUCGGCCCCUGGCAGUACCCAUGGGGCUUGGAUGAAGUGGUCGAGUGCGCGGCCCGGCUGAUGCUGAGGUCAGGGCACGACACCCUGGAGGGCGGCGAGACCGCCCUGUUCGUCCUGCUGAGCUUCCUGCAGCUCCACAAAGGGCGCCAGGUGGCGGGCGAGACGCCUGGUGUGGACUUCGUCGGCGUCCCCUUCCUGUCCGCGGCCGGACAGCUCGCUUCCUGGGCCGACGCGUCCGGCGGGUCACCAGAGGCCCCGUGGCGGCGGCUGGAGGUGCGCGCGCUCGCGCGCGAGGCCCUUCGCGUCCUGCGCCCCUUCGGGGACCCUGGCCCGCCGGGCCCCGCGCUGGCUGCCUUGAGGAAGUGUCUGUCGUCCUCUGGCCUGCGCUGUCCGCCGGAGCUGGACAGGAGGGUGCACGCGCAGCGCUGCGCGGAGGACGCUGCGCGUGCGCUGCUGGCGGCGCCGCAGGAGAAGGGGGCCUCGGCCGAGGCGCCCCUUCCUGUUCGGUACGUUGCCCUGUCCGUUCAUGCCCAGCGGGAGGAGCUGCAGUCCCUGUUGCGGAGGGCCUCCGCCGCCAUGGCGGCCUCGGCGGGCGCCGGGAGGCUGGACGAGCCCUUCCCGCCGCAGCUCUACAGGCGGCCGGCCUUCCUGCACGUGACCACCCUGUACCUCGGCGGGGUGGUGCCCUCCGAGGCUGAGCGGCGGCUGCUGUCCGCCUCGCGCAGGCUGCUCCGGGAGGCCGCCGCCUUCGACUGCGCCGUGACGCACCUCGUGUGCGCGCGGGGGGCCCUCGCCUGCGCGGUCGUCGACGCAGAUCGGCUCCGGGCCUCGGGCGUGCCGCUGGGCGAAGCUGCGCGGCCGCACGUCACGCUGUGCACGAGGGCGCCCUGGCAGCCAAGGCACUCGGGCGACGUGCUCGCCGCGGUGGCCGCCGCCUCGCUGGGCGCGGGCGGGGCGUCGGCGGGGCAGGAGGAGGCUGCAGGGGGCAGGUGGCUGAAGGCGCUGCGCGUCGGCUCCGGGCUGCUGGAUGUCUUCGUCUUCCGGCUCCCCGAGGCGAGGGUGCUGCGCCAGAGCCCCCUGAGGCUCCUGUGACCGCGGCGCUGGCUGGUGGGCGGCGCCCCGCCCCCCCUGUGGGGCUCGCUUGCGCUGUUGGGGCAAGUCAAAGAGUCGGGUGCUGCCAGAAGCACCCCUGGCCUUCGGUGGCCUGUCAUGUGAGCCUGGUAUACCCUCUUAAAUGCGCCUUCAGCGUCGAUUCGCGUCGAUUAGCGUCGGGG